AUGAAACGCCAAUCGUUUAAUACCGCUUUAGUGUUGUUCGUCUUCAUGACUACUUUGUCACCGUUAUUGAAGCUGACACUUGCGCUGCAUAUGAAAUUUGCAAACAUCAAGUGUACACCUUUAAAUAAAAGCUGUGUAGAAUUCCCCGAGUGUCGCAUGCGUGCAGUGAAACGUGAUGUGAACGAAAUCACAGUGUGGGCAAAACUACUCCAGCUGCCAAUAGUGCAAUCAACGGUUCAACUGAAAUUUAUGAAAAAGUCCAAUGGCUAUCGCCCUUAUAUGACCGAGCUGAAUUUUGAUGGUUGCCAAUUUCUUGAAACUCAAAGUAAUCCUUUGGUGAAGUAUUUAUAUAGUUUCAUGCUGCCCUACACGAAUGUCAAUCACUCAUGCCCGUUAAAUGUUCGACUGAAAUUUAUGAAAAAGUCCAAUGGCUAUCGCCCUUAUAUGGCCGAGCUGAAUUAUGAUGGUUGCAAAUUUUUGUCAACUCAAAGUAAUCCUUUGGUGAAUUAUUUGUAUAGCUUCAUACGUCCUUACACGAAUGUCAAUCACUCAUGUCCCAUAGAUCAUGACAUCAUUGUGAAAAAUUAUCGCAUCAAUCAAGGACUUUUAAAUCGCGUAACAAUUUUACCAAGCGGAGACUACGCUUUUUUAGUUACAUGGAUUUUGAAUAACGUUAAGUGUGCACGCACGGAAAUGUAUUAUACAUAUAAGGAAUAA
Messenger RNA from Zeugodacus cucurbitae (melon fly), 717 nucleotides. RefSeq lists its product as uncharacterized. The record is from RefSeq and is a predicted model, not a curated record. The transcript has 4 exons. Lineage: Eukaryota; Metazoa; Arthropoda; Insecta; Diptera; Tephritidae. The coding region runs from base 1 to 717 and encodes 238 amino acids.